UUUAUGCAAAAAUGGUUGGGAUAUCAACUGUUUCUGGUUUUAAAGUAGGAAAAAACUGGCAUAUCAAAUGUAUUUUCCCCUAACAGGCUGGGCUCAAGUACAACUGGUGAUCACAUCGCUCGUCAUCAUGGCCACCAACAUCGCCUCCUUCCAAAGGUUCGAGAGCCAGAAGCCCGCGGGGCGCACCGAGCCGUGGAAAAAGACGACUCCUCUGGUGGAAGCCAUCGAGCAGCCCCUGAUACAGCCGGCAGUCCCUGCCACUCGUCACUCCGACAGUCACGCCAGCAGCUCCCGACCUUCUGUCCCAGAUGUACCCGCACCGCCAAGACCCAUGUCUGCCCCGGUGCCCAUAUCUCGGUCAAGUUACCGGACCAUGCCCCUGCCAUCUCGCAAGAAAUUAGUGAAGGUGAUGGAUGAAGACGAGCCCCUGGGGAAGCUGAUAUCCACAGUGUCGUGGUUCUUCCACCUGCUGUGCCGGAUGCUGUCUAUAGCAUCCUUCGCACACUUUCACCCUCUGCCGUGCCUGGGUGUGGUGAUUGCGCACUAUGCCACCAUGCUGGGCUACUUGCUGCGCAAGACGCGCUGCCCGGACAUCACUACCGUCACCCGGCAGAUGUGCCUCGCAUACGUGUACGUGUUCGCCCUCAUCGAGCAUUGGACCAAGUUCACCAAGACCCCCGUUUUUUACUCCUUCUACUUCAUACUCGUCGGAGCUGAGAACCUGGCCAUGGGCAUCACGUGGUACAUGUUUGAUGAGUGGGAGGGAUUCUGGUACAACUACGUGUUCAUCUUCAUAUUCGUCAGCUUGGCUCUCAGCAUACUGUCCGCAUUUGUGUACUUCAACAUAUUCAAGCCAAAGUCUAAGCUUUACGACCCAAACACACUCAGUCGCCAAAUAAGUACUAUGAAAUAAUGGGUAACAUUUAUUUGGAGUGUAAAAUCUCAUGAAUGGAAAUUUCGCUAGAUUAUCCAUGAGACAAAUAAGGUGUGUUUAUGUUCAUAAUUGUUUGCAUGAGAUCUUGCAGAUACUGCAAUUUAAUGUGUUAAUAUAACUACAGCAUUUGAAAACCAUGGGAUUAUAAAAAAUAAAAUCUUAGGGCUACAUGACCAUUGUUAUGGAAGUGAGAAAAUGACAAUCAAAAAGUGCUCUUUCAUCAAGAACUCUGAGUAAUUAAAAAAAGAAAGAAUGAAAAAAAAGAAUGCUGUGUGUGUGUAUAGCACAAAUUUAAAACUUUAAUAAUUUUUAACACGGAUUGGAUGGUUAUUAGUUAUCAUGUAUGAUUUUUCAAUAAUAAUUUACACUAUAUUUGGUAAGAUUUUAAAAAAUUAAAUUCUUUCUGUAUGAACAUACUUUCUGAAAAAUCAUCAUGUAUUUGAACAAGCAAUACUGCUUUAUUUAGAACUCACAAAAAAAUCUAGUCCUUUUGGAAAAAAGAAAAAGAGAAAAAAAAAACCUCCUAACUGUAAGAAACUGAAGACUUUAAUUAUAUAUUAUUAACCAGCAUAGCAUUAUUAAAUGA
Bacillus rossius redtenbacheri is the source of this 1520-nucleotide messenger RNA. RefSeq lists its product as uncharacterized. The coding region runs from base 68 to 913 and encodes 281 amino acids. Gene Ontology annotation, biological process: engulfment of apoptotic cell; phosphatidylserine exposure on apoptotic cell surface; apoptotic process involved in development. Lineage: Eukaryota; Metazoa; Arthropoda; Insecta; Phasmatodea; Bacillidae. The record is from RefSeq and is a predicted model, not a curated record. Gene Ontology annotation, cellular component: plasma membrane. The transcript has 2 exons.